AUGCUUGUUCUCAUCGCAGGUAUUACAGGCAGCCUUGGGCAGCGGCUAGCCUCGAAUGCCCUCUCGCGAGGUUUAUCUGUUCGAGGACUUGGUCGAGAUGCCACGAAACUUCAGCCGAGCAUAUCCAAGGAGCUUGAGUCGUUUGUGACCAGCACCAGCUGCUACGACCUCGAUGCACUUGACCAAGCCGUCCAGGGGGUCGACGGGAUCAUUUGCUGCUACGCGCCCAACCCGGUUCUUAACCUCGAUGGCGCCCUGCUACUUCUUCGCGCUGCUGAGAAGGCUGGAGUAAAGGUGUUUGUUGCCCCGUCGUGGAACAAUGACUGGACCAAGAUCAAUUUCGGAGACUUUACCCACUACGACACACACAUCGCCUUUGAGCAGCACGCUGCGGUGACGAGCUCCAUCCGCCCCGUCUACUUGUUCACAGGUGUCUUUUCCGACCUUCUCCUGACCAAUUAUGGCCCGGGGUCAUUCACCCUGGACGACCAAGGCAAGGCCACACUUCAAUAUUGGGCAGAUGGGAACACUCGUAAGACAUCGUGGUCAUCCCAAGAUGAUGUCGCCGCCUGGACGAUUGAGAUUUUCCUCAACGGAGAGGGCGUCCAGGAGGGCAAGGGCGGGUUCUUCCGGUUUCGCUCUGGAGAAAUUAGCAUGGAAGAGCUUGCGGAUGCAUAUAGCCGCGUCUCUGGUCGUGAAAUUGAGGUCAAGAGCGUGGGAAGCUUGGAGGACCUUGAGAGGGACUUGGCCCGUCUCCGUCUCCAACAUGGGAGAACCAAACACUGGGAAUAUUCAAAGCAAGCUGUGGCGCUCCUUGAUCUCAAAGGGAGCUGGAAACUUGAUGCGGAUGAAUUGACCGUUUUGGACCAUAUUAAGAAGCCAAGGACUUUGGAGGAGUGUCUAAAGGAGCAUCUGAAGUUGGCAUGA
Molecule: messenger RNA, 927 nt
Organism: Fusarium keratoplasticum
Lineage: Eukaryota; Fungi; Ascomycota; Sordariomycetes; Hypocreales; Nectriaceae
Product: NmrA domain-containing protein
Exons: 1
Coding region: 1-927 (308 amino acids)
Source: RefSeq, a predicted model, not a curated record